AUGAAAAAAUCAACAGCUACUGUGGCUGUUCAAAUAGAGGAUCUCUUUAUUGUCAAAUUGUCCAUUGUUAUGCCAUUUCUUAUUCCAUUACUCACUAAAUAUGUCAAAAUUCAUUCCUUUCUUGUUGAUACAAUUCGUACAUUGAUGCCGUGCCUAAUAUCUAAUGUCGAAGAUCUACCUAAUGUAUGGAUUAUGAAACAAGUCGGAAAUGUAGUUAAAGAAAGAUUAAGAUCUGGAACGAAACAAUUAGAUUUACUUCAACUGAUGUUAGAUGCAGCAACUGAUGAUGAAGUCAAAGAUCAUGAUGACAACGAACUGAUGUUAAAACAUUUGCAUUAUACUGAAGUAUUGAUGAACGUUUUUCUUUUUAUGGUUGCUGGCUUCGAUACAACUGCAACAAUGCUAGCGUUUUGCACUUAUAUUUUAGCUACAAAAGCUGAAGUUCACAAAAAACUACAAGCAGAAAUUGAUGAACAUUGGCAAGAUAACAGAAAAGAACUCAAUUAUGAUGUGAUUGCUAAUAUGCCAUAUAUGGAUAUGUUCUUACGUGAAAUACUUCGAAUGUACUCAUUUUUAGGUAGAGUAACAAUUCGAGAAUGCAAUGAAACAACAGUUAUUUGCGGUCAUCUAAUUGAAAAAGGUACGAUAAUUAUGCCGGACGUUCAUUCGGUUCACCACAAUAUCGAUCUCUGGGGACCAGAAGAUGUUAAUCGUUUUAUUCCCGAACGUCAUGCUGUAAAACGUCAUCCUGCAGCCUUAAUAGCAUUUGGUAUUGGACCUCGAAAUUGUAUUGGUAUGAGAUUUGCUUUGAUGGCAUUAAAAAUGUCUUUGACAUAUUUGUUACAUACAUAUAAUAUUCUACCUGGUGAAAAGAUCUAUCAAGGGAUGACUCUACGAGAAACGAAUGUUACUGAACCUGAAGCCAUCAAUGUACGACUUGAAAAACGAUUGAAAUAA
Molecule: messenger RNA, 957 nt
Organism: Rotaria sordida
Lineage: Eukaryota; Metazoa; Rotifera; Eurotatoria; Philodinida; Philodinidae
Source: the annotation of a GenBank genome assembly